AUGGAAUUCCUGCUUCCCAUGAGAAGUCGAGACAGGAUGGCUUCCCCUGGCUACGAGCCUCUUCUGGACCCUCCCAGCAGCUGCACCAGGCACCAAUACCAUUGUGUCAAAAGAAAGCUGCGCUCCGGACGGAUUCUUGGCUUCAUCAUCAGUAUGGUGGCGGUCUGCACAUUCUGUUCAUGGAGUGCCUUGUCGCUGGUCACAACGGUGGCAAAAGAGCUAGAAUCGUCCGCUGAAGGCUCGGCAGAGGCGGCAGGGCCCCAAAGAACUCUUCUUCAGUACCACAACCACACAGCCAAGCCAGAAGACACACCGGUUGCCAUGCGGUCAUCUGCAGAAGAUAUGAAUCACGGGGACUAUCCAACGGAUUACUUCAGCGUGGAGGACAGACGUCAGGGCUAUGUGGCUUUUCAUAUGUUUGGCAUGUUGUACAUGUUUAUAGCAUUAGCCCUUGUCUGUGAUGAGUUCUUUGUUCCAGCGCUCACUGUCAUCACAGAAAAGCUGCAGAUAUCCGAUGAUGUUGCAGGAGCCACCUUCAUGGCGGCAGGUGGCUCAGCUCCAGAGCUCUUCACUUCUGUCAUAGGAGUCUUUGUCUCCCACAGUAACGUGGGUAUCGGUACCAUUGUGGGCUCUGCCGUCUUUAAUAUCCUGUUUGUGAUCGGGAUGUGCGCCGUGUUUUCCAGAGAGGUGCUGCACCUCACCUGGUGGCCUCUGUUUAGAGACGUCUCGUUCUAUAUCAUCGGCCUGCUCAUGCUCAUCUACUUCUUUUUGGAUAAUCAAAUCACAGUGGGGGAAAGUAUCAGUCUGCUGAUGUGCUACAGCUGCUAUGUGACAUUCAUGAAGUUCAAUGCCAAAAUAGAACUUGUCAUCAAGACUUUACUGGGCAGCAACCAGGUGGAUGAGCUUGAGACUGCACCAAAGGUGAAUGAACCUGUCAAUGAUGAGAACAAGCUGACGGCCAAACCGAGGCUGCAGAGGGAGGGAAGCUGUGCUUCUUUACACAACUCACUGAUGAGGAACAGUAUCUUUCAGCUCAUGAUACACACACUCGACCCUCUCAGUGACGAAGGUACGGGGCGUUUCAAAGAAAAAGCAUCAAUCCUUAACAAAAUGGCCAAGCAGAAGUGUAAAGAAGAUGCUGUCACUGCUAACGGUGUAGCCGAUAAAAACAUCCCAAACAGUUCAAACGUUGCAGUGGAAGUCACACCGCCCAGUAACGGUGUUGCAGGAGGAGAAGAAGAAGACGGUGAUGAAAAUGAUGACGAUGAACAGCCUCUGAGCCUGGCCUGGCCCGACACCAACAGGAAACGUAUCAUCUACCUGGUUAUCCUGCCCAUCAUCCUGCCACUGUGGCUCACACUGCCCGACGUCAGGAGAGAGACCUCGGCCAGAUUCUUCCCUGUCACUUUUAUCGGUGCCAUUUCUUGGAUUGCUUUCUUCUCCUACCUGAUGGUGUGGUGGGCUCACCAGGUUGGAGAAACGUUCUGGAUUACGGAGGAGAUAAUGGGACUGACUAUACUAGCAGCCGGCACUUCAAUCCCGGACCUGAUCACCAGUGUGAUUGUGGCGCGAAAAGGACUGGGUGACAUGGCCGUGUCCAGCUCUGUCGGCUCCAACAUCUUUGAUAUCACUGUGGGUCUGCCAUUCCCCUGGCUCAUCUACCACAUCAUCAACGACUUCAAACCGAUCCAGGUCAGCAGCAACGGACUGUUCUGCGCCAUCGUCCUACUCUUCCUCAUGCUCCUCUUUGUCAUCAUCUCCAUCGCGGCUUGCAACUGGAAAAUGAGCAAGUCUCUCGGCCUUCUCAUGUUCCUGCUGUACGUUGUGUUCCUGGUCCUCAGCGUCAUGCUGGAGGACAAAAUCAUUACCUGCCCCAUCACCGUCUGAGAGAAGCCACUUCC
Molecule: messenger RNA, 1901 nt
Organism: Trematomus bernacchii (emerald rockcod)
Lineage: Eukaryota; Metazoa; Chordata; Actinopteri; Perciformes; Nototheniidae
Gene: slc24a2b
Product: solute carrier family 24 member 2
Exons: 9
Coding region: 1-1887 (628 amino acids)
Biological process (GO): long-term synaptic depression; intracellular calcium ion homeostasis; calcium ion transmembrane transport
Cellular component (GO): membrane
Molecular function (GO): calcium, potassium:sodium antiporter activity; calcium channel activity
Source: RefSeq, a predicted model, not a curated record